Molecule: messenger RNA, 3925 nt
Organism: Carassius carassius (crucian carp)
Lineage: Eukaryota; Metazoa; Chordata; Actinopteri; Cypriniformes; Cyprinidae
Gene: ppargc1a
Product: peroxisome proliferator-activated receptor gamma, coactivator 1 alpha
Exons: 13
Coding region: 134-3556 (1140 amino acids)
Biological process (GO): positive regulation of transcription by RNA polymerase II
Cellular component (GO): nucleus
Molecular function (GO): RNA binding; transcription factor binding
Source: RefSeq, a predicted model, not a curated record
AGCUUUGUCAUGUGAUGGAAAGCAGUUGUAAGACAGGUGCCCUCGGUUCAUUGUCAGUGAGGGGCGUCCGGGAACGAGUGGAUUUUCUCUUUUGCCCGUGUUUUCUUUUUUCGUGCCGUCAUUCAGGGGCUGGAUGGCGUGGGACAGGUGUAAUCAAGAUUCGGUGUGGAGAGAACUAGAGUGUGCUGCCUUGGUUGGUGAAGACCAGCCCCUUUGCCCUGACCUGCCUGAGCUUGACCUCUCUGAGCUGGAUGUCAGUGACCUCGAUGCAGAUAGUUUUCUGGGAGGACUCAAGUGGUACAGCGACCAAUCAGAAAUCAUUUCCAGUCAGUAUGGCAAUGAAGCAUCGAACCUGUUUGAGAAGAUAGAUGAGGAAAAUGAGGCCAACUUGCUGGCAGUGCUCACAGAAACACUGGACAGUAUCCCAGUGGAUGAAGACGGGUUGCCUUCGUUCGAGGCCCUGGCAGAUGGGGACGUGACCAAUGCCAGUGAUCAGAGCUGUCCUUCCACCCCAGACGGCUCGCCUCGCACCCCAGAGCCAGAGGAGCCUUCAUUGCUGAAGAAGCUCCUCCUGGCGCCUGCUAACUCCCAGCUCAGCUAUAAUCAAUACCCAGGUGGCAAGGCACAGAACCAUGCAGCCAGCAACCAACGGAUCAGACCAACACCUGCUGUUGCCAAGACAGAAAACCCCUGGAACAGCAAACCACGAGGGUCCUGUCCCAACCGUUCCAUGAGACGUCCUUGCACUGAGCUGCUCAAGUACCUCACUUCUAGCGACGAGGCCUUCCAGACCAAAGCCAGGGAAGCCAAGAGCACCUGGACAGGUUGUGGCAAGGACAGGGGAGGGGCUUGCACGUCCUCCUGCUCAUCUUCUUCCUCUCCAUCGUCCUCGUCCACCUCCUCUUUCUCCUCCUUGUCUUCCUGCUCCUCUUCCACCGCCUCCAAAAAGAAGACGUCCUCUGCCUCCCCUUCAUCACAGCAGCAGCAGCAGCAGCAGCAGCUGGCAGUGCCGGCCCAGCGAGGUGAGAGCCAGGCAGCCGGCACGUGUAGUGUGGCUGGUGAGGGGGCGGGGAAGUGGCGGCGGUGUACUCAAGGGGGGCACUCCGCUCCCGUUGCGCUGUCCCAUGGAAGCGGUUGUGGCCAUGCCUGCUCCGGCGAAGAGGGAAGGCCGCCAGGCCUGCAGCCAGGUGUUGACCCAGGCAGCUUGGCCGCUGCCCGCUUUAUUAGGUACAUGCACUCUUACUCUCUCCCGCCUAGAGAGACGGGUCAUGCAGGCAGCUGUGGUCAUUGCCUUGAGGCGGGCGGCUUGGCUGAGGCUGGCCGUCCUAAUAGGCACGUUACGGUGACCAUUAGGAAAAGGAGGCAAGAGCUAGAGCACCCCAUGCUCAGUCAGCUGCUCACCUCCAGGCCCAGGCCAGCCCGUUACCGGGCUCACCUGCAGUUGCCCCAGAAUAAAAGGCGAGACCUACCAGACACGGCUUCUAGAGUCCAAAAGAGCCACAAAAACUUAGAGCGAGCUAGUCGUGAGCGCCCUAGAGACCAGUGCAAUCUUAAGUGUUCGGCAGAGAUUAAAUUAGACCUAGAGAGCUGGUAUAGCAUGCCAGAACAGGUGACAGGAGACAGCUUGCAUGAUCCGGUGGGCCAAGCCAGGGAGGAUGUUUUUGAUGAUGUCAUAGGCAGCCCCAUGUCAUUCUCACAGGGCUUGCCAAGCCCAUUGUUCCCCGACUCUUUAGUUCCAGAGUUCACGCCCUCCGACUCACAAAAACAGGCACUCCGCAGGCACCUCGAUGACCAAGUCCCACCAAUGUUAGCCAAACCAACCAUCUUGCCACUUCCUUUGACCCCAGAGUCUCCAAAUGACCACAAGGGAUCUUCGUUUGAGAACAAAACCAUUGAACGCACAUUGAGUGUGGAGAUCUGUGGAACCCCAGGUCUGACACCACCUACCACGCCUCCUCACAAAGCCAGUCAAGAGAUCCCUUUCAAAGUAUCACUCAAAAACAAGCUGUCUUCAUGCUCUCCCUCGGCCCUGACAAGCAAAAGGCCCAGGCUUAGCAAUGAGGGCUCUUGCCCUCAGCCAACCAGUGGCUCUAUUCGGAAGGGCCCAGAGCAGACUGAGCUGUAUGCCCAGUUGAGCAAGGCCUCCUCUACAAUGCGCCCAGGAGUUUUGGAGGAGCGUCUGGGCAAGCGGCCCAUGCCCCGCGUCUUUGGUGAUCACGACUAUUGCCAGUCUACAAGCACAAAACGAGACAGUACCACCAUAGCUGCAGCGGUAACUGGGCCAAUGGAGGGCCGGCAUGUGGAAUGUAAAGACUCAAACAUGCCGACCUCCUCUAUUUCUACAUCUUCAUUGUCUUCCGCCUCCCCUUCUUCUUUUUCCCUGGCCAGGCAGCUUCAAGGCCUUUCCUCCAAAGCUCAGGAGGCUUGUCCGGAUACGGAUGCUCACAGACAGGACCGCGACUCCACUUUGGGCUCCAAAACAUCAACAGAUGACAGUUCUGCUGGCAGGAAACUACUUAGGGACCAGGAAAUCCGCAAAGAACUCAACAAGCACUUUGGAAAGCCUCAACAAGCCUUCUAUAGCGGGGUAGUGGGAGAGCAGAGGGGCAUCCGGCCUCUCGAGGAAAGUGACUCUGGGGACGAGUACCCUGGUCUUCUCGAUGAGUACAUACACCCGGGUCUGCCUGACUUUGAGGACCUGGAGGUAGGCCGGGAGCGCCUGCUCUACUUGGGAGAAGGUUCUCCACUCGAGCUGUUCCUAGAAGGGUCGCCCUCCAGCUCCCCUUCCAGCAGUUCAUUCUCAUGGAGCUCCGUCUCACCUCCUUCCUCUCAACUCUCCCCACAGCACCACCGCUGGCCACGCUCCAUCUCCCGCUCCCAUUCCUCAUCUCACCACAGACGCAGAUCACGCUCCAGGUCUCCGUACUCCUGCUCCGAGUCACCCGACACCCGUUCUCCCUCUUGGUCUCCUCACAAUUUGGGCGAUAGCACUUUUAUUCCCAGGAUUUAUAGAAGCCCUCAGUCCCAGGCUCAUUUUAUUUUUGCCCGGAGACCCAGGUAUGACAGCUAUGAGGAAUACCAGCACGAGCGUCUGAAACGGGAAGAGUACCGACGUGACUAUGAGAAACGGGAAUGUGAGAGGGCUGAACAGAGGGAGAGACAACGCCAAAAAGCAAUAGAGGAGAUGCGAGUGGUGUAUGUGGGACGUCUCCGUACCGACAGCACACACACAGAGCUCAAGCGCCGCUUUGAAGUCUUCGGCGAGAUUGAGGAGUGCACAGUCAACUUGAGACAUGACGGGGAUAACUUUGGCUUCAUCACCUACCGCUACACUUGUGAUGCGCUCGCUGCCCUUGAGAAUGGACACACCUUGUGCAGGUCAAAUGAGCCUCACUUUGAGCUCUGCCUUGGUGGACAAAAGCAGUACAGUAAAUCGAAUUAUACAGACUUAGAUUCCCAUUCUGAGGACUUUGAUCCAGCCUCCACUAAAAGCAAGUACGACUCCAUGGAUUUUGACAGCUUGUUGCAGGAGGCCCAGUAUAGCCUGAGAAGGUAAUGAGCUGCACCGGCUGGCUGCAAAGAGAGGGAUUUGCAAUACCUCACUGUUGUUUCUGUUCUUUGAAUACAAGACUACAAGACUUUUACACUUUAUCAAAGUGGAAAGAGUAUAUGUGGAUUAAAAAGCUCUACGUAUAUGAAGGGAUAUAUAUGUAUAUCUGCAAGCAAAGUUUACACGAACCUAGCUGCUGCAACACUGAGGAGAAACUUUCCCUGCGGGAAUAGCCAGUGAAGUAGUGGACACUACUUUAGUGGACUACACAGAUACGUGUGCCGCGUGAGACUCUGGAAGAGACACGAAUCUUCGUCAGAGUUCGCUCCACACGCCGCAUCAACCUCGGCACUUUGAAGAGUGCAGCUCGUUCAG